GACGCGCAGCCUGGUGAGAACGGGAGCAUCUUUUCAAAAACUUCUUGCAGGGAUGGGAGCGAGCGGCAGGUGAAUUAUUCAAAAGGAACAACUAGAACAUGGAGAGGACGACUAAUAACUCGUUUUCAAAUCCAGCGGACGAGGAACUCGUCAUCGCCUCUACUUUCGGGACCCUGCUGUCCAUCGUGUACGUGAUCGGGGUGUCCGGGAACGUGUACACGCUGGCGGUGAUGUGUCACUCCAUCCGUUUCGCCACAUCCAUGUACAUUUCUAUCAUCAACCUGGCUCUGGCGGACCUGCUCUACCUGUCCACCAUUCCGUUCGUGGUGUCCACCUACUUCCUGAAGGACUGGUACUUCGGCGACGUGGGCUGUCGCGUCUUGCUGAGCCUCGACCUCCUCACCAUGCACGCCAGCAUCUUCACGCUCACGGUCAUGUGCUCCGAGCGCUACGUGGCCGUCACCAAGCCGCUGGACGCGGUGCGGCGCUCCAAGAGUUACCGCAAGGCUCUGGCGUGGGGCGUUUGGCUCCUCUCCUCGCUCCUCGCCGUGCCCAUGAUGGUGAUGGUGGCGCAGACGAGCGCCCGAAUGCCAGACGGGGGCGUGAAGAGGAUGUGCGCGCCCACGUGGGCGCCCGUCGCUUACAAAGUCUACGUGACGGCGCUGUUCGGCACCAGCAUCAUGGCGCCGGGGCUGAUUAUCGGAUACCUGUACGUCAGGCUGGCGCGCGCCUACUUGGAGUCCCAACGCAACUCGGUCAUACGCAAAGGCGGGAAGCGCUCGCCCAAACAAAAAGUUCUCCUCAUGAUCUUCACCAUCGUCUUGGUGUUCUGGGCCUGCUUCUUGCCCUUUUGGAUCUGGCAGCUGCUGCCGCUCUACCGCGGCGAGCCGCUCAGCCUGGCUUCCAGGACGCACACCUGUAUCAACUACCUGGUGGCCAGCCUCACCUACAGCAACAGUUGCAUUAACCCUUUCCUCUACACGCUCCUCACCAAGAACUACAGAGAGUAUCUGAAGAACAGACACAGGAGCUUCUACAGGUACACGUCAUCGUUUAAGCAGCGGCCACCCAGCUUGUAUUCUUGGGGUGUGUCCCCAUCUAACAGCAACCAGUUCGAGUGCAACUCAGAAACGCUCGUCAUGGCGACGUUCAAGUGAUGUGUGAGCCAUUUUCCAAAACGGCUUUUUGGAGGAGCAACGGGGAGUUCCGCAGGCGCCGACUGAGCCGGCGGACCUUGACGUCCGCUCCGUCUCCGGUGGCCGCCUCAAGGCAGAGCGGGGUCUGCGAUGGCUUGCGUGGGGUCACACGUGAAGGACACCGUGAUGGCGUAUCGGGUCCCCCAAGUCACCUUCUCCACACGGUGGAGGUUCUCGGAGCCGGAGGAAAAAAAAGACACUCUUCCUGAACGUGGGAAUUCAAAUAAAUGAUUAUCGUAAAUAAAGACAUACAAGAUGAAAUUUGUGACAUU
Molecule: messenger RNA, 1468 nt
Organism: Corythoichthys intestinalis (scribbled pipefish)
Lineage: Eukaryota; Metazoa; Chordata; Actinopteri; Syngnathiformes; Syngnathidae
Product: urotensin-2 receptor
Exons: 3
Coding region: 99-1157 (352 amino acids)
Biological process (GO): neuropeptide signaling pathway; regulation of blood pressure; blood vessel diameter maintenance
Cellular component (GO): plasma membrane
Molecular function (GO): urotensin II receptor activity
Source: RefSeq, a predicted model, not a curated record